CUUCGCCGUUGCUGGGUUCCGCGUAACGAGAGCUUCUCCUCUUGAAGCUCCUUCUCAUCCAAAAGGAACUGGUACAGAUCUGCACCCCUGCUAUCAGGUCAACAACAACCGGACUCAUCGUUUUGAUAUCGAAGGAGGAAGUCCAUCUCAAGACCUACAAGUGACCGGAUCGAUCGGAUAGGAAACACUACCAUUUGGUGCUCAUUAAGAAAUGGAAGAAUAGUAAGCAAACUAUAAAAAAAGAGAAUAGAUAUCGAAGAUAUUUAAACGAGAAGAGAAGUGAAGAGAAAUCUUGAAAAUCGUCACCUUGUUGGGACGUGCAUUUGCGCAUGCGCAUUUACCGUUGUCGCAGGAUGAUGCCAUAAGUCGUUAUGUAGCCUUACAAAGAACCCCAAGAGUGUUUAAGUUUUGAGUUCGAAUUUUUCUCCAUCUUCUUCGAUUUUUCUCUCUGAUGUGAAAAUUUCCAUCAUUUUAUCCGCAAUAGGUGAUUAAAAAACUCGACCUAGGCAUGUUUUCGAUAUUUUUCAUUACCUAAUUUCACCCAGCACUAUUUAAUUUCUUUCGAAAGGUUGGAAAUUUUUAAUGAGAAAAAAAAAACUAUUGAUUACAAGUAAAAUUGAGUGGUAAGUCUGCUUUCUUUGUUCAAUAACUGAUUUAAUUUCGAAACAUUCUGACGGUAAAAAAAAAUUUUGCAUUUAAAAUAAACCGGAUUAUACAUGAUAUUGACUCUGAAACACAUAUACUCCAAAUAGCGUAAUUAAAGUUAUUUUAUAUAAAAAAAAAUUAUUUUAAUAUAAAACUGUAUGAAUAUAUGUUUAUUGGUUAAGCUUUGUUAUACAAUAUCACAUUUGAUUUGUUUUAAAACUAUUUAAAUAAUAAAUUUCAAAAAUGAAAGAUUUUUAAUUAAAAAUAUUUAAAUUUAUUUAAUAUUUUAAUGUGUUUUUGAAACUUACUCUCUAUGAUAACCGGAGUAUUUUAUGCUGCUGCAUGUGUUGAAAAUAAAAUAUCAUUUUUACAGAGAUAUUUAUUUCACAAUAAAUUUCGUUCUUGUUUGAAUUUAUUCCAUAUAAAGCGUUCUACUAAUGAAUCUUAUAAGGAAAUCGAAAAAGCAUCAGAGAUUGAAAAGUAUUUAUUGUAACACGGCACAAAAACCCCCUUAAAGGUAUUUUAGCACUUUUUUAAAAACAAUUUGAAUUAAUAUUCAAAAGAAAAUGACAUUAGGAAAACUUAAUACUUGACUGAAAUAGAAAAAAAUAAUUAUGUUAAAUUUUUAUUACAAACUUGUCAUCGCUUAUUAGAUUAGGAUUAUCCUGCCUGAACAAAGUUUUAAAAAAAUGUAUCCUUAAAUUUAAUUAAAUCAAAGUACUUAAAAAAAAUUAUUUGAAUUCAUGUUUCCAAUCUUUCUCUUAAAAAACUAAAUAGCGAUUUUUUCUUCGCUGUUUUAAAACAAAGAUUGACUUUUUUUUCACUUUACAAAUAAAAAAAUACUAUUGGUGUAUUCGUGUUGUAACUGUUUAGAAUUCCUAGGUAAAAAAAGUGAUGCGAAUAUUUUUUUAAUAUUUUUUAAGCUAUAUGUGUACUUUUGGUGUUGUUUCUCAUCCAUGGGACCGUUUCUAGAGUUUUAAUGUUAUUAGGGAACUAUGUGUGUUUUGCAAUUACGAGUAUUUUAAAUUAGGUAAUAAAUGUAUCGAAAACAUGUCUAGAAAAAGGACAUAAUUUGCGAUUAAUUGUACUUGAACUUUUUUUUGUUGAAGAAUUAUAUUAAACACUGAACUGUUAAGUACAUGUUCUUUUUCUAUAAUCAUAUUCUUCAUACAAGAACUUGUUUAAAAAGAUAUGAAAUAACCUUAUAAGAACUUUUAAAAGCCUUCGUAAUCCUUCUUAUUCAAAAAAAAAAAUUCGAAGACUCAAUUUGUUGUCCAUAUAUCCAGUGAACGGCUUUCUACGUGAUUUUGUUUCUACUGUCCGUUGAACUCAGGUGUAUUUAUUACUUCAAAAGAAGCUAUGACUUUAUUUGAAGUUUCUCUAGACGUUAUGUUAAACCUUGUAUAAAUUAGAACCAAACAAAACAGUGUCACUGCAGCAAACAAAUUAUGAUUUAAAAUCUGCAAAGGAAGUUAAGUAACUGUAAAAUAUAUAUAUUUGAAGAUUUUUUUUGUUGAUCAGAAGCAUAAUGAGCAUCGCAUUACUUAUGUUAUUCGCAAAGAAUUGGUGUUUUCUAGCAUACUUUUGCAAUCUUUUGCCUGCUUAAGCCUUUCUUUGACUCCAUUUUGCUUAAUAGCGGAAAAGUUUAUUUGUUCAUCUGUGCAAAGGUCACAAAUAUUAAUUUCGGCGGCAUCCGGCAAAUAAGGGACGAAUGUUGCAGCCUAAAAGGGCGAAGAGGAAAGACGAAUCGAAGAACACGUCUUACAGAACAGCCCGAUGUCAAGAACUAUUGCCAAACAAAUCACUCGAGACGACAACAAACGACGCUCUGACGAUUAGGAGAUAGUUGCGCAGGUGACCAUGGAGGGAACGACCAUGGUGACAGUGGGCGGUGGGGGUGACGGCGGCGAGGAGGCGGUGGUGAACGCGACCCUCAGCCCCCAUGACGAGUGUAUGAAAGAGCGCAAAUGGUGGUGUUUCCUUCUGUCGAGCGUGUUCACAUUCAUGGCGGGACUCUUCAUCAUCCUGAUUUGGCGCGCAUUUGCUUUCCUCUGCUGCCGGAACAAGGAAAAGAGCGGCGCUGGGGCGGCGAAAGUCGCGAAGGUGACGGCCGCGGACCCGAAAGGAGGGGCGGUGGCCGGUGGAAACGAAAUAGGAUUUAUGACCGAAGCGAAGGACUGGGCCGGAGAGCUCAUCUCUGGGCAGUCGACUACAGGAAGGAUUUUGGUGGUGCUGGUGUUCCUACUUAGUAUAGCGUCAUUAAUCAUCUACUUCAUCGAUGCCUCUCGCACUGGACACUCCACAAAAGGAGAUGGAGUGGAGAUGUGCCAAUCUUGGGCAACCAACACCACCCAACAGAUAGACUUAGCGCUAAAUAUAUUUUUUAUGGUCUACUUUUUUAUACGUUUUAUAGCUGCGAGUGACAAGUUGUGGUUCAUGCUGGAGUUAUAUUCCUUUGUUGAUUACUUCACUAUUCCACCGUCUUUCGUUUCAAUUUACCUGGGAAGAACAUGGAUUGGCCUUCGCUUUUUGCGUGCCCUUCGUCUUAUGUCUGUUCCCGACAUCCUACAAUACUUGAAUGUUCUCAAGACCAGCAGUUCGAUCCGCCUUGCUCAGCUGGUGUCUAUUGUCAUCAGCGUAUGGUUGACAGCAGCAGGUGUUAUACACCUAUUAGAAAACUCCGGAGAUCCUUUGGAUUUCGUAAAUCCUCAAAGCCUGACCUAUUGGGAGUGCGUCUACUUCCUGAUUGUCACCAUGUCUACGGUCGGUUACGGAGAUAUCUACUGUCAAACGUCCUUGGGGCGGGCCUUCAUCGUGUUUUUUAUUCUCGUCGGUUUGGCGGUGUUUGCUAGCUGCAUUCCGGAGAUCAUUGAUCUGAUUGGUUCCCGGCCGAAAUACGGGGGAACCUUCAAGUCCGAACGAGGUCGAAGGCAUAUCGUAGUUUGUGGGCAUAUUACUUAUGAGUCUGUGUCUCACUUUCUUAAGGAUUUCCUUCAUGAGGACCGUGAAGAUGUUGAUGUAGAAGUUGUGUUCUUACACAGAAAACCACCGGAUUUGGAGCUGGAGGGUUUGAUAAAAAGGCACUUCACAACUGUGGAGUUUUUCCAAGGCAGCGUCAUGAACACCAUAGACCUCCAGCGAGUGAAGGUACACGAAGCAGAUGCUUGCCUGGUGCUAGCCAACAAAUACUGUCAAGAUCCCGAUGCAGAAGAUGCUGCCAACAUUAUGAGGGUCAUCUCCAUUAAAAACUAUUCAGAUGAAAUCAGGGUCAUCAUCCAGCUCAUGCAAUAUCAUAAUAAAGCCUAUCUUUUAAAUAUCCCAAGCUGGAACUGGAAACGUGGCGAUGAUGUCAUCUGUGUAUCUGAAUUGAAAUUGGGCUUUAUAGCUCAAAGCUGUCUCGCACCUGGCUUCUCGACUAUGAUGGCCAACUUGUUCGCCAUGAGGUCAUAUAAAACAUCACCUGAUAUGCCAGAAUGGCAGAACGAUUAUUUGUGCGGAACAGGGAUGGAAAUGUACACGGAGAAUUUGUCGCCUUCAUUUGGUGGGAUGACCUUCCCUCAGGCAGCGGAGCUCUGCUUCGUGAAACUUAAACUUCUCUUGUUGGCCAUUGAGAUCCCUAACGAAGACAGCUCUGACACCAAAAUUACCAUCAAUCCAAAGAAGAAGGUUAAAAUUGGUUCUAACGCUCAAGGUUUCUUCAUGGCUCAAUCUGCGGAUGAAGUAAAAAGGGCAUGGUAUUAUUGUAAAAACUGCCAUGAUGAUGUUAAAGAUGAGAAGUUAAUAAAAAAGUGCAAGUGUAAAAACCCCAAAGAUACGAAACAGAAAGUGGCGCUGUUUAAGAAAGGUGUCAGAGCUGUCCAAGUUGUUGGACGGGCAAAAUAUAUUAUCUCAAGAACUGGAAGUGCAGUUGAUAUUGAUGCUGAUAUAUCUGAAUCAGAUAAUAAUGAGAGUGUUCACAACUCUACGUUCCCAACAUUCACACCUCCAGAAAUACCCAAGAGGGUGAAACUAAGAGACGCACCAAAAAAUCCUAACGACUUCAGUAACAUCGCAGGACAAGUGGGCGGGCGGCACAACGCCACGCACCACGGAACACCUAGUACCGCAACAUCUCAUGGUACAAAUCUCCGACAAAGAAAUUCCUCAUCUGGACUCAAGCCCCCAAGAGUACCAGGCGCAAAUCCUGCAACACCGCUACUGACGUCUCCUGCCGUUAAUAAUGGUACUGGAGUAACAGGACCAGCAGGGACAAAUCCUGGAUUAUUUCCAAGCCCGCUGGCUAACACAACGCACGGCGCCCGGACCGACGACACAUUUGCUGGCUUACACCUAGCCUAUGAAGUGAAAAAACUCAUGCCCACUAGUAGGGCGGGUGGCACGAACGGAUCAAACAAACAAGAAGGGCCUUUGGCAGUUGGUCUUGCUGAUGAUCAAGCAAAGGAUUUUGACUUUGAAAAAACAGAAAUGAAAUACGAUUCAACUGGAAUGUUCCACUGGUGUCCGGCAAAAUCUCUAGAAGAUUGCAUAUUGGACCGAAACCAAGCUGCUAUGACAGUUCUUAAUGGCCAUGUCGUAGUCUGCCUGUUUGCUGAUCCAGACUCACCACUGAUUGGUCUUCGAAACCUUGUAAUGCCACUGCGUGCGAGCAACUUUCAUUACCACGAACUCAAACAUGUUGUAAUUGUUGGUAACGUUGACUAUCUUCGCCGUGAAUGGAAGAUGCUACAGAAUCUACCGAAAAUCUCUGUACUUAACGGCUCACCUCUGAGCCGAGCUGAUUUGAGAGCAGUGAACAUCAAUCUAUGUGAUAUGUGUGUUAUAUUGUCAGCCAAGAUACCGAGUAGUGAUGAUCCUACGCUUGCAGAUAAGGAAGCCAUUUUAGCUUCAUUGAACAUAAAGGCUAUGACCUUUGAUGAUACCAUAGGAGUGCUAACACACAAUCCAGGAGGCCCAGAUGCCUUAUCUCCCCUCGGUAGUCCCAUAGUUAUGCAAAGACGAGGAUCCGUUUAUGGGACUAAUGUUCCUUUAAUAACAGAAUUAGUGAAUGAUACAAACGUACAGUUCUUAGAUCAAGACGAUGAUGAUGAUCCUGAUACUGAGCUCUAUUUGACCCAGCCUUUUGCCUGUGGCACUGCCUUUGCUGUCAGUGUCCUGGAUUCUUUGAUGAGCACAACGUAUUUUAAUGCGAACGCCCUCACCCUGAUCCGAUCAUUGGUUACCGGGGGAGCAACACCGGAGCUGGAACUGAUCCUGGCAGAGGGCGCAGGACUCCGUGGUGGCUAUAGCACUCCAGAGUCACUGGCUAACAGAGACCGUUGUCGCGUGGGCCAGAUUUCCUUAUAUGAUGGACCCCUCGCUCAGUUUGGGGAGGGAGGUAAAUACUGCGAUUUGUUCGUAUCGGCCCUCCGCAGCUACGGCAUGCUUUGUAUAGGGCUCUACCGGUUCAGGGAUACCAGCUCAUCCUGUGAAGCGUCUUCAAAACGCUUUGUUAUCACGAACCCUCCUGCAGAUUUUCUACUCCUUCCCACAGAUAUGGUCUUUGUGCUGAUGCAAUUCGAUCCUGGCCUUGAAUACAAACCGAACCGAGGGGAAGAACCGAAGGAGGACAACUCCUGACUCCUGCACUGUAGCGCCUUGACUGACGGGCCUUACUCCUUCAUAUGAAAUUAAACGAUCAUCUCAGUUUUAGGAUUGACUCUCCUCAGCUGUGAUCCACCCAGAGAGAAGCACUUGCAGUUCCAUUAAAACGUCUGCCAAAUGGCUCACAAAUUAAUAUGAGAUUCAUUGAAUCACUGCAAGGUGUGGUGGACGUGAGAUGUGUCUGAGCUAUGGCCAAAACAAAUGUUUAUUCCAACUUAAAUUUUAAUUCUCACUAAUUAGAAUACUUGUUUUCAAAAACCUGAUUCUUAUUAGAAAAGUAAUAUCUCAUAUCUUUUAAUUUAGUUAACUUUUGAAAUUAGUUUCAAAUCGUUCAUUUUUGUAAAAAAAUUAUUCUGAAAUAAUUACAUCUAAAAAGUUACUGCCUAAAACUAGAGCCAAGGCUUAUCGUCAAGGACGCUACAGUGAUAUCAGUAUGAAGAAUCGAAACUGACGUGAACUGUAUCUAGGAACUAAAAAAGAAACCUUUGUUUUAGAAUGAAAUUCGAGUAGAUGGAUUCGUCUAACGUACAGAGGUUAAAGUCGCAGUUACUCGUGUGACGCUGUCUGGUGUAUUCCGUUGCAGCUGUCCAAGAUGAGCGGCGAUGAUUCAAGAAAUAUAUUUACAUAUAUGUACAAAAUAUAUAAAUAUUUAAAAUACUUGCGUACUUUUGCAUGAUGAAGAGUGGUGAUUCCUUCUUUUCAAUGCUGGUGCAAGUUGGAUAUACAAGACACCAACAACAAUUCAAAUUUUUGAAUCUUAGUGCCAUGAAAGUAGUGGGAUAUAUUUACUACUAAAGACUGUGCCAAUGGACAUUAGUAAUAUUGGCCAAUAAAUGUAACUCAGCUUUUCUUAUUACAACCAUCCAAUGGCAUGGCUCCAACGAAUUUAGUUUUGUAUUCUUAUUUUGUGAUAAUUAUAGAAAUUUUUUCAAAAAAAGGACAGCGAUUUUAAGUAUCAGCAAUAAUUAAAACUCCAAAUUAUUUUGGAACAAUAGUCUGAAUAGAGUUAUAAAUAUUCUUUGUUUUAAAAAAAGUUUUCUUGAAGAUUUGAAAUGAAUUAAACUAUGCCAUUGGAGUGGUAUGGAUAAAUGUCUAUGUGCGUUUGUAUAAAUUAUUCCUUAGUCCUUAUUUAUGGUUGGCAAGCAGUUGGCAACCAUUGUUAUAUGUUUAAUCUAAGUAUAUGUUUCAAAUGCAAUCAAUAUUAGAGUCAAGGUUAACUCUUCUUCUUAAAACAAUAUUCAUAUUAUAAUAUCUAAAUGCUCGUAGAGUAGAUCAUUAAAAUCUUAAAUAAUGUAAAUAUACGACUGUAACUAAUCUAAUCAGAGUAACUAUUAACUGUUAAUCUAUUCAGCUAUAUAAAUUUUUUAAAUUAAUUAUAUACUUGAAAUUAAAUGUUUUAAAAAAAAUGCUUGAAUGUUAUGGAAUGAGAAAAGUGCUCAGUGCGCGUUUGCAUUUUCUAGAAGUAUUUAGAAUUCCUUUUCACUGCAUUCGAAUUACAAAUUUAAUCAAUUAGUGUUUCAUUAAUUAGAUUUAGCUCAAUUAAGAUUGUAUAACAGCAGCAGUUGAUGUAAAAUACAGACUGAUAUUAUAUAUUCCGCUUGUUGCAUUCUAGCUAAUAUCUAUGAGUUUGUAGGAAAUGUAAAUGUUUUUAGUUACAAUAUUCUUCCAAUUUAUUUAAAUAUUUUUUUCGUACUUGUAACAAAAUUCUCCUAAAUAUAUAAUUUAUUUAACAAGUUUUCUUCUAAUAACUCAAAAGUUGAAACUAAACCAGAAUUUCUUCUAUUAUUUAUGACCAUUAUGUCAGAAACUAGAUGCCAAAAUGAGUUACAUAUUAGAGAUAAAACGGGAUAUGAACCUUUAAUCGGCUAUGCAAGUUUUUGGAUAACUGCUUUAGAAACCUUUUUAGUAUAAAUGUUAUACAACUAUUAUAGCCACUGAAGAAAAGAACUUGAAUCGAUGAGUAAGCAAGGAAAGCAAAAACUAACGUGGACGACAACGAACCCCGGUUUCGGAAGGAAACGCUUCCAAAAAUUAUACCCUUUAAAGCAGUUAUCCAGAAAGUUCUAUGGCAUUAAAAAUAUUUGGGGGAAUCACCAAUUAAUAAAAUAAAACCAUAAAAAUAAUAAAACUAUCUACAAUAAAACUUUUAUUUACUUGAGAGGAAUUAGAGCAUGAAGAAUGUGAUGAAACUGUCUUUUAUAGUUUCAAAAUAGAUUAGUUUUUUUUAAAAACAUCUUGGUUUCUAAAAGGUUAUAUAAACAUAAAGAAACUUUUUAAUUCGAACGGUGAAAAUAAAAUAAAACAAUAAAAAAAUUAACCAUAUUGAAAAAAGGAUAACACAAAAAAAAUCAUACAAAGAAAACAGUUAUAUUUAAUUUUAAAAUUCCUGUAGUGAUAUGAAAUGAAAUAAUUUGGUAUAAGUAAAAAACAUAAGUGCCUAUAGGUAAUGUAUUUAACUUAUUCUACAAGAAAAUGUAGUCGUAAAUAUAAUAAAAUAUAAUAAAAUUUUUAAAGAAAAGUACUCUAAAGAUUUAAAAAUAGGAAGAAAGUGAUUAACAGAGCACUUAAAAGAGAAAACUUCUUUUAAUGGAUACUUACUUCUCAAAUAUUUUUAUAGCAACACCCAUUAAAGGUUCAUAAUUACAUCAGCUGUUGCAGGUACAAGUUCGAAAUAAGAAAAGGAAUUAUUUCCAUCCGAAACCGCGGGUUAAAUAUCGUCUAUGGUACAUAAUUGCUAGAAACCCUUGUUAGAUUGAAAUGGUAUUCUUCGGUGGCGUUUGAGAAUGACAAUUCAGCACUGAGCACUUGUUUUUUACGUUUUACUAGAAAAAGUAAUUGCGGAACAAUAAAUUUACAAUUAUAUUACAACUAUAAAACUUUAUUGAUUCGUGUAACAUCACAAAGUAAAAAAAAGAAUAAAAUUUAAACAAUUUCAUCCAUGCAUCUAAAUGCGUGUUAUAAUUUAUGCAUAAUAAGCUCUCUUGGUGCAAAUUUAUCAACUUUCAUUUCUGUCGCUUAAUGUAAAAAAACUGUAGUUAUUUUUAUUGAUUUUUACGGUACAAUUAUUAACAAUUCAAAAAGAAUAUAGUUGGUAUAAUUAAUAUUUUCCGGUCUUAUAUUUCAUUUUUUGAUUUUAAUGCAUUAAUAAAAAGAAUGCAAUGCUGCAUCAGAACUCUUCAAUCACAAGUGCUGAUAAAGAUUUAAUACUCACAUAGUUUGUACAAUAAAUAUUAACUUACCCCAAAUUAACUUUUUUUUAAAAUUUGUUGCAGAAAUAUACCAAGACAAUUAUAAUUUUUAAUAACAUAAAUGCUCAUUAAUUUUUUUUUAUUUUCAUAAGGAAUUUAUUGAUAAAAUACUUUUAGAUGAAAAAUGUAAAAUAAUUAUAUAAUUAACCAUAUUUAACCGUAUGAAAAAUAUUGAUAAAUUUUUAAUAGUCAAGAACAAUCUAUAAAUUCUAAAGUUUGUAACUAAUCAAAUUCUAGUUGUUUAAAUAAAAUUAAUAUACAUGAAGGUUACUUAGGCGACUAUCCAUAACUUAAUUAGUUUUAACAUGAUAUUCUAAACUAAAUAUUUUAGAACGAGUAUUUGAGCAUGUAAACCUGAAUUCAGGCGGUAAAAUACAAUUUAAUUUUAAAAAACUAAAUUUAUUAACUACAUUCUUUGAGAAGUAUGUGUAUGAAAGUAGGUUUAUAGUUUUGACAUUUCUAAUUACUUCUCCUAACUAGCUAAACAUAUUUAAUCCAAGACUACUUUGUGAUGUUUUACGUCUAUCGUAACAUUAAUUUCUGUGCAUAAGCAAACUCUAGACAAUCGAGAGGCAUUGUAUAACAAAUGUAACUUAUGAUUUCAUAUUUAUGACUGUGAUUUGAUUAUACAAGAAUAGCAUCGUUUUUCAAAAAGUAAUACUGGAAAUGAUUACAAGUCAAUAAAUAAAUUUUGUCAAGCUUUA
This is a messenger RNA of Parasteatoda tepidariorum (common house spider), 10237 nucleotides long. RefSeq names its product calcium-activated potassium channel slowpoke. Gene Ontology annotation, cellular component: postsynaptic membrane. NCBI's taxonomy places the organism in Eukaryota, Metazoa, Arthropoda, Arachnida, Araneae, Theridiidae. Gene Ontology annotation, biological process: potassium ion transmembrane transport. Gene Ontology annotation, molecular function: large conductance calcium-activated potassium channel activity. The record is from RefSeq and is a predicted model, not a curated record.